Baudoinia panamericana UAMH 10762 is the source of this 919-nucleotide messenger RNA. RefSeq lists its product as uncharacterized. The transcript has a single exon. The record is from RefSeq and is a predicted model, not a curated record. NCBI's taxonomy places the organism in Eukaryota, Fungi, Ascomycota, Dothideomycetes, Mycosphaerellales, Teratosphaeriaceae. The coding region runs from base 279 to 701 and encodes 140 amino acids.
GGCUCAACAACAGGCCCGUGGUUGCGCAAUGUCUCUACCUGCUUGUCUCUCAUGAGAAUCGUCAAAUUCAAAGCACGCGCUGAGCACAUGGUAUUCAGUCACUGACAGGUCAAGCUUAUAUAUUCCAGGGUUUAAUGUAGUACUGUAUGUGUUCUUAAGACGUUGACAGGGGCUGUGGUCUCCGGCCGGUGGCCCGGACAUCCUUCGGUGCCGACCACCCACUUCACUUCAAUUGGCAGGUCGCACAACGGCAGCAUCCCUUGCAUGCAUACCGCAAAAUGAUCGUCAGAAGCAACCGACACCCUGCUCCUUGGCACACAGCUACGUAUGCAACAUCUCGCCCACCACCACCACCAGCAUCCUCCCCACCUCAGCCUCGUCCAUACCGACCAAGCUCCGAACGUCAAGCGCAGCAGCUGCCGACGGAAAUCACAGCUCCUGCACCACAAAGGAAGAAGAAGCCCAGUCUUCUUAACAGCCUAUUCGAAGGCGUCAUACCAGAAGGACCAAAAGAUCCAGCGCGCGGAUUACAAGCUUCUCAGCAAUAUGCGACAACGGGGAAGGUAGAUCCGCGGUACAAGCCAGCUGCGAGACGGUGGGUUUUGAUCAUUGCAUGGACGCCAUUCGUGAUAUAUGGCGGGUAUGAAUUAUUUCAGAGGAGGUUCUUUGGCAAGGAGGCCAAGGUCAUCACCGCUAGCUGAGGGUUUGGCGGGUAUUCCAAUGGAAUCCCAACAAAACCAUCGCCUGCCAUAAGUCUCGCAGCAACAUAUCUACGAAAUAUCUCUUUGGGACAUCGCCAAGGUCCUAGCCUUCGCUGAGCACAUCACCGGCAUCCCAGCGCCGUACUUACAGCACUAUAGUAUGCUGUAGGCCUCACAGCAGCUCUUCAUCUUGCGAUUUUUCCUGCGCAGCAUCUUCG